AUGCUAAGUGCUUUCUAUAACCAAGCAUCUCCAGCUCCAUAAUUCAUAGAUGAAACCUUUCAUGAUCUUAAGAAAGAUGUUUCAGAGUACUUAUCACUAGAAGAUAGGCAUUUCAACAGUGAUAGCUUUGCUGAUAGUCUUUAUCUGGCUGAUAAAUUCGCAGGUUUAUCAUUAAAAGAUGAGUAGAAGGUUGUUGAAAAGAAACCUGAUAACUAAAAGCAAGCCAAAAAUAAAGUUAAAACUCCAGACACACAGGAAGUACCCAAUAAGAAUACCAUUUUAAAAUCAGAGGUUGUUGAUAAAACUCAAAGGAAGGUUCCAUCUUUCUUGAUGAAGGCUUAGAAAUAAGAACAAUAAAAUAUUAAUGAGAAAGAAAUUACUGUCGAGGUAGAUGAUUCAAAUUUAUGGAAAUCUAUUUCAGAUGAGAGUGAUGAAAAUAAUGAUGGCAGAAGAGUCACAAGAUCUAAGAAAUAGAAAGAUAUUAAGAAAAAAGACAAUGUUAAAGUCAAGCAAAGUUUGAAACCAUUGGUUCAAAUAAAGGAAUCUCAGAAUAAAGUAAUGGAAGCUUAAUCUAAGCCAAUUGUAAAUCAAGUGAUUGAUCAAAAUCCAGUUAUAGAGCAGUCAUAGCAACCUGAAGUAAAAGUAAAAAGAGGUCCGGGCAGACCCAGAAAGAUCAGACCAGAUGCUCAAUAGGAAAGUCAGCCUCAACUCUUGGUUAAGGUUGAUCCUGAUUUAUUGGCCAAAUCUGAGCAGAAAAAACCACAAAGUCCCAUCAAUCAGAAAUAAGAGAAAAAGAGUAAAAGGUCAAGAAAGCCUCUAAUAGAAAUGACCAGUGAAAAGGAUAAACUCAUUGUUGAUGGCUAAAAUGAGAAAGAGUUUACUUUUUGCAAGUAAGUGAUUUAGUCAGAAAGCUCGGAGGAGACUAAGCAUAGUGAUGAUAAACUUCAAAAAGACUCUGAUUAGUUAAAAGAAGAAGAAGAGGAGAUGAAAGAGAUUAUGAGGCAGAUAGAGUAAAUGAAUUUACUUGAUCAGGAGGCAGGAGAAGAUGCCAAUAGAAAAUCCCCAGGAAGACCAAAGAAAAUAUCACCUUAGACCUAUGAAUUAGAAGUUAAUCUUCAUUAUACCCAGAGUUCUGAUCCUUCAAGUACUCAUAAGUUCGUUUUUAAUAGAGAUAUUGAUGGCAAGUAUGUCUUAGAGUUUGGAGACUUGAAACUUCAGAAGUUCAACUAUCAUAGAUACAGCUAUAUCAUGAAGUCUCAUGGAUUCUAGUUUGAAUAGGAAAUGAUGAGAGAGUUGAACUCAAAAAGUGACUAGUUAGAUUAUGAAGAGGGUAAACUUUCUGAUACUGAGUAAGUUCUUGCUCGAAACAUUAAAUCUGAUCAGACUUGCAGUGAAUAGUCUAAUUCGGCAACAAAUAACAUAAAGUAUCAAUAUAAACCCAUAAUGAGCUAUGAAGAGUUCCAAAAGCAACAAAAUUUCGCUGAGAUCUUUAAUUUAAAUGAUUAAAAAGACGUGAGAUUUAUCUAGAAAUGGCUGCUUAAUUACAAACCUAGGUGGAAUGACCUAGAUGGUUGGAUAUAUGUCUACUACAGAUAAGCUGAUGAAAUCCUUAUCAAGCAGAAUAAACUAUCGCAUCUAAUCCUAUUCAAAGUGGGUAGAACUAAAAAUCUGCCUUAGAAGAGAGUUUAAUUUUAAGCAGAUAAGAAUAAAGAAGUUUAUAAAAUUAGAGAAACUUUCGCUUCGAGAUACAGCAAUCAUUUGGAAUUCUUAAUACAUUUGUACUUUCAUGAGCACAGAGUAGUGAGACCAGAUAUGAUUGAUGGUAAAACCGAAUGGUUCCUUGUUACCUAUAAUGAACUUAGAGAUGCUAUUCUUAAGAUUAAACUAUUUAUGAUAAGAGCUUAUCAUGAUUGUGGAUGGGAGCAACUAAUUCCUCAUGAAACUAGAAUCAACCCUGAAAAUCUAAAUGUUGCCAAGAGAACUAGGCAUGGCACUCAAUAAAAUAUUUAGAAUAACCAAGUUCCAUCGAUAUCUAAAGUUUAGCAAUGUAACUGA
Messenger RNA from Stylonychia lemnae, 2055 nucleotides. NCBI's taxonomy places the organism in Eukaryota, Ciliophora, Spirotrichea, Sporadotrichida, Oxytrichidae. The record is from the annotation of a GenBank genome assembly.